Messenger RNA from Alnus glutinosa, 1024 nucleotides. RefSeq names its product tropinone reductase homolog At5g06060-like. The coding region runs from base 65 to 862 and encodes 265 amino acids. NCBI's taxonomy places the organism in Eukaryota, Viridiplantae, Streptophyta, Magnoliopsida, Fagales, Betulaceae. Gene Ontology annotation, molecular function: oxidoreductase activity. The transcript has 5 exons. The record is from RefSeq and is a predicted model, not a curated record.
CUAGGGACAGCAUUAUUCGAGCUAUUAUCAUCAAAACAAUAUUUGUGGUGGUCAUCGUAGCGACAUGGCUCAGGUGGAUAAUCUGAAAAAAGAUGAUAGAUGGUCUCUUGAGGGAACGACAGCUCUUGUUACCGGAGGAACCAAAGGAAUCGGGUAUGCUAUUGUGGAGGAAUUGGCGGGGCUUGGGGCUACUGUACACACAUGCUCUCGGAAUGAAGUUGAUAUUAAUAAGUGCGUGCGCGAGUGGGAGGCGAAAGGCUUUCGAAUUAGUGGUUCAGUUAAUGAUCUUUCUUCUCGACCCCAAAGAGAGGAGCUUAUAAAAACAGUUUCUCAUCAAUUUCAGGGCAAACUCAAUAUCCUUAUAAAUAAUGUGGCAACCGCCAUUCCUAAACCAAUCCUAGAGGUGACAGCUCAAGAUUUUUCAUUCAUCAUGGGUACAAAUUUUGAAUCUGCUUACCACCUGAGCCAACUUGCGCAUCCUCUUCUCAAAGAGUCGGGAGCAGGAAGGAUUGUUCUCCUUUCUUCCGUUGCUGGGUUGUUGUCAUUUGGUGGUGCCUCAGUUUAUGGAGCAAGUAAAGGAGCAAUAAACCAACUUACUAGAAGUUUGGCAUGUGAGUGGGCACGAGACAAUAUCAGGACCAAUUGCGUUGCACCUGCUACCACAAGAACUCCUUUAACGGAGGAUAUUCUCAAAGGCAAAACCUUGGAAAUUUCAAAUUCACGGACUCCUCUUGGACGACCUGCGCAACCAGAGGAGGUUUCAUCCUUGGUAGCAUUUCUCUGCCUACCUGCAGCCUCUUACAUAACUGGACAGACAAUUUACGCUGAUGGAGGGAUGUCUGUGUAUGGAUUCGAUCCCUAGAACAACCACAGAUAAUCAGAUAUAAUAAAACCAAGCUCCUUAAUUACUUAGUCGCAUGCAAUUGUUCCUUCGAAUUCUGUCUUUUUUAUGUUUGUUUUAAGACUUCAUGCAUGUAUUGAUCGAUAUCUCAUAUUAAUAAGCUUCAACAAAGUUUGUCUCUAA